This is a messenger RNA of Pelagomonas calceolata, 1482 nucleotides long. Lineage: Eukaryota; Pelagophyceae; Pelagomonadales; Pelagomonadaceae. The record is from the annotation of a GenBank genome assembly.
CACUCGUUGCAGCUCGUGUGGGCAGCUAUAAUAUUAUAUUUGCAUCCUCCCGCAGCACAUUGCCACAUGACAAGGACAAUAAUGCCCCAAGGCCGGAGCGUAGCUCUUUUUACAACUCGUAGGUAAUCUGCAUAAAUCAAGAUGAGACCGAGCGUGUGUGCCCAAAUUGAUGCAUGAUCAGUCGGAGCCUCCGGGCUCUCCAUGGCGGGCUGCCCUCUGUGCAGCGCUCUUUGUCGCCGGCGGCGCCUACCACUUGCGGGCCCUGCGGGCCCUGCGGCACGAAAAUGGGGCUCUGCGACGCGCCCAAGCAGGCAAGACGGCGGAGCUUGCACUGCUGCGUGCAUCUGACGACCGGCGGUUCGAGUCCUACCGCGCCCACGUCGACGCGUUGCGAACGCGACACCCCCGUCGUCGCGGGAACGCGACAGCCGAACACGUGCCCGUAGGAAUCCUCGUGCGGACGUUCGCGGGCGAUCUGCAGUGGCUCGCCUACUGCCUGCGCAGCGUGGCCAAAUUCGCGCAGCCGUACGUCGACGGCGUCACGGUAGUCUUUCCGGAGGCCGACGACGCGACGGUCGGCGCGUUCGUGCGAUUGGCGCACCCGUGGGCGCGGACCAACGUGUCGACGUCGGCGGCGGUGUUCGCGGCGGCGAUGCGAGCCGCACACCCGCACAAGUUUGCGCGGUGCCACGCGGGGCAGUGCCUACCCGACUGUGCUCUUGCGGCGUCCUUUUAUUCUCUUCGCGUUGUUGUUGGCAUCGCGUGCCACGUCCACGUCGCGUCGAUGGCGCCACGUGCCACGCCAUCGACGCGAUGCCCCACGCAGACGCGGCGCAGAUCUUCGACAAGCUCUGCGCCGACCUCUACGUGCCCGCUGCUCGUUUCGUUCUCCACCUCGACAGCGACACGGUACUCACGCGGCCGCUCGCCUUUUCGGACGUCUUCGAUCCGCGCACGAGAAAGCCCCUGAUGCCCCGGGUCCGGUACGCGCCGGGUUCGGAGGCGGAGUGGCGGUGGCGCGCCGUCACCGCGGAUCUCGUCGGCAUCAAGGCCGAAGACCUAGAAUUCCAAUUCAUGACCCGUCAGGGCCUGUGCUACCCGCGCGCGUUCUACGGCACCUUUCGACGAGCCGCCGAGCGGCUCCAUGGACGCCCGCUCUCCGAGUGGCUGGUGGACCGCUUCGCGAGCACGAAAGGUCACCCGGCGUCGGAGUUCGAGGCCCUCGGAGCGUUUGCGUACUACCGCGGCGGGCGCGACCAGUUCGCCUGGCCAGCCGUCACUCAGAACGCGGCGUCGUCGUUCCCCGCGCUCCAGAAAUUGUCAUGGGGCGGUCUCGAUACGACGCUGCGCCUCGUCCUCGAGUGCGUCAUUGCGGGUGCGUCGACGCCGGGGAAUUGCGAGACCGGUCUAGGCACGGUGAGUUAGGCCUCCGAAUCGCGCCGAUCCACGUAGCGAGAAAUAGGGAUGUUUCAGUACAGAUAC